Molecule: messenger RNA, 983 nt
Organism: Leptinotarsa decemlineata (Colorado potato beetle)
Lineage: Eukaryota; Metazoa; Arthropoda; Insecta; Coleoptera; Chrysomelidae
Product: nose resistant to fluoxetine protein 6
Molecular function (GO): acyltransferase activity, transferring groups other than amino-acyl groups
Source: RefSeq, a predicted model, not a curated record
CACCUUUGUCACGGAUUACAUUGAAACUAAAAAGCAAAUCAGAGUUGCUUCAGCUGGUGGUGGUUACUAUAAUCAAGGUACUCGAUCUCGUCCUAGAUUUCAUACACAUUCAAUAGUUGACAUUAAAAAAUGUGGCCACACUAGUUGAGUAGAGAGAAUGAACAAUGAAGAGUGUUGUACUGAGUGUUCUGUUAUUGCUUUGGAUAAAUAUUUUUACGUGUUCCGGAGAGUAUGAGGCGGUUUCAGAUAAAGAAUAUGCAUCUAUGCCAGUGUUAUUCCAUUUGGACAAUUAUGACCAAUGCAUGCUACUUGAGGAUGAAGCAUUAUUUUGUACUUUCACAUUCAAGUUGCAACCAACAAGUCAGAACAGUUCUGUAUGGCAAGUUAUCCAGAAAACCAUUUCGGACCCUAGGAACUAUAGGCAUGAUCUUCUUAGGCAUGGAAUCUGUGUCCCGACUUCUUGUCCAAGAAUAACAGACGGACUUCAUGAGUUCACAGUAAACGAGACUAUAGAGGCAUGUUAUAAUCGAAAAUACCAAUCUUUGGGUCUGAGGGGAACUAUAAAAGAUUUGAAAUGUGACUCAAGUAGACAAAAUGAAUUUUAUGAUCAAUAUGAUAUCGUUUUUGCGAUAUUUUUCAUAUCCUACACAAUUUUGGUCAUAUUUGCAUCGAUUUACGAGGGCUCAGCAAGGUAUCAGAAAAAAGAAUUUUAUGAAAAAUUGAGCAGUACUUCAACCGGAAAAAUCAUAGCAGCCUUCUCCAUUCCCAAAAACUGGGAACGUUUGAGGUCGACCAAUGAAAGUCCUGAUACUAAAAAACUGAGAUCCAUUCAAGGAAUACGUUUCUACAAUAUGAUAUGCGUCAUACUGUCUCAUACAAUCAUGAUGACUUUCGCUGUGCCAGUAGCCAAUCCAAAGUAUUCCGAAAAUGUAGGUGGAAUUUCACUGGUACAUCAGUGCAUGAUGAUCAUAAGUGUUUCCUGA